AUGGAAAAUGACCAAAACUCUGCUCCUGACAGCGUUCAGGCUGCUAAGCUCACUGCCUCGCGCAAGGGGCCUGAUUCACAGAGCGUCACCAAGCGAAGACGUACUUGGGGCCAGUCGGCUAACCAGCAUCAACUCGACAGCUUGCAGACGGAACUGAUGCAGCUCAUGACCUCACCGGCCCCCGGUAUCUCCGCCUUCCCCUCAGCCGACGGCAACCUGCUUUCCUGGACCGCCACCAUCGAGGGUCCCGACGCGACGCCAUACGCCGGCUUGACCAUGAAGCUCAGCUUCGACUUCCCCUCCAACUACCCCUACGCGCCGCCUACGGUCCUUUUCGUGACGCCCAUCUACCACCCCAACGUAGACUUUUCCGGCCGCAUCUGCCUCGACAUUCUCAAGGACAAGUGGACCGCCGCCUACAACAUCCAGACGGUCCUUCUCAGCCUGCAAAGUCUCUUGGGCGAGCCCAACAACUCCUCUCCGCUCAACGGCGAGGCGGCCGAGCUCUGGGACAACGACGCCGACGAGUUCAAGCGCAAGGUUCUAGCUAGACAUCGUGACGUGGAGGAUGAGUAG
This is a messenger RNA of Beauveria bassiana ARSEF 2860, 576 nucleotides long. Its product is annotated as ubiquitin-conjugating enzyme. Lineage: Eukaryota; Fungi; Ascomycota; Sordariomycetes; Hypocreales; Cordycipitaceae. The coding region runs from base 1 to 576 and encodes 191 amino acids. The record is from RefSeq and is a predicted model, not a curated record. The transcript is spliced from 3 exons.